Molecule: messenger RNA, 2133 nt
Organism: Cyanistes caeruleus (blue tit)
Lineage: Eukaryota; Metazoa; Chordata; Aves; Passeriformes; Paridae
Source: RefSeq, a predicted model, not a curated record
AUGUGUCCCUGCCCAAGCACUGUGGGGCUGUGGGUGGCACCCUCCAGCGACGGGGGGCUGAGGCAGGGCCCCCUGCGCCUGCUGGGGCUGUGGGUGGAUCCCUCCACCCAUCCGGGGGUGAAGCGGGACCUCCAGGGCCUGGAGGACAAAGUUCAAAGGAUGCCGCCUUGGAAGUACCUGGGCCUGGAGAUCUCCGUGCGGACCGUGGUUCCACAGAAAUUUGAAAUCAUUAGUAAUCCCAAAACUCUAGCGGAUCUCCAUUCCCCUGUGCUGGUCCUUGAACUGGGUGAAAUCACAGAAGGGAAUCAGAAAGCUGAUUCCCUUGCUGCCCCAGCCGAAAAGCGUCUCCUGCAGCAGUCGGGAAAAGUGGGAAGAACCAGAAGAGAGCUGAAGUGGAAGCGGGCGCUCGGAGGUGCCGGGCUGCGCUCCCGUUUCCCCGCCCGGAUCCCGGCAGGACUGGACCCCCCGUUUCCCCGCUGCCGCCAGGAGGACGCCCGCGGGCAGGUGGCCCUUUCCGCCUCGCCCGCCGACCGCUUCGCCUGCGACCCCGGCACCCGCUUCAACGCCCCGGCGCCGGGCAAGAGCUGGGUCGCCCUGAUCCCGCGGGGAAACUGCACCUACAAGGACAAGAUCCGCCACGCCGCCGCCCAGAACGCCUCCGCUGUCGUCAUCUAUAACGUGGGCUCCAGCAACGCCAACGAGACCAUCACCAUGCCCCACGCAGGCUUAGAAGAUGUUGUAGCAAUAAUGAUCCCUGAACCGAAAGGGAAAGAGAUAGUGAGCCUCCUGGAGAGGAACAUUACUGUGAUGAUGUACAUAACCAUCGGGACACGCAACCUGCAGAAGUACGUCAGCCGGACCUCGGUGGUGUUUGUCUCCAUCUCCUUCAUUGUGCUGAUGAUCAUCUCCUUGGCAUGGCUGGUCUUCUACUACAUCCAGAGAUUCCGCUACGCAAAUGCCAGAGACAGAAAUCAGCGCCGGCUUGGAGAUGCUGCGAAGAAAGCAAUCAGCAAGCUGCAAGUCAGGACGAUCAGGAAAGGUGAUAAGGAGACUGAGCCAGACUUUGAUAACUGUGCUGUUUGUAUCGAAGGCUACAAGCCCAAUGAUGUUGUCAGGAUAUUGCCUUGCAGGCAUCUUUUCCACAAGUCCUGUGUAGACCCCUGGCUGCUAGACCAUCGUACCUGCCCGAUGUGUAAAAUGAAUAUUCUAAAAGCUCUAGGGAUACCGCCAAAUGCAGAUUGCAUGGAUGAUUUACCUCCAGACUUGGAAGCAUCCAUAGGAGGACCACCAACCAACCAGAUCACAGGAGCCAGUGACAUAACUGUGAAUGAGAGUUCAGUGGCUCUGGACCCUCCAGCCCGGACCAUGGGAGUGCUACAAGUCAUUCAAGACGCAGACUUCUUUCCCCAGGCUGUUGAGGGUAACUUCACAACAAGCAAUGAACAGGAGCCAGCAGUCAGCAGUGAUUCAGAUAUUUCAUUGAUCAUGGCAAUGGAGGUUGGACUGUCUGAUGUGGAGCUCUCCACUGAUCAAGACUGCGAAGAGGUGAAAUCUUGAAAAAUAGAGAUUCAACACUAAACUACAGGGGAGGGUCACAGGUAGGGACUCAGUCGGCUUUCUAGGAUUUGGACCAGUCAUGCACAUGCCUCCAGAGCACUGUCACUCCUGCACACUCCAUACUGAGAUGGUAAUGAAAAGCAAUAGCAACUGUUGUAUCUGCCUGGAUGUGGUUUCAUCAUCUACACACCUUCGUUUGGUUCACAUGGGAGAUGGAUACUUCCAGUUUACCCACGUGCUUGAGAGCAGUCAUGGAACUGUCCAGGGAACUGUCAUUGCAACUGUAAUGACAACUUUAGUGUUUUCUACACUUGUUCAAUCAAAUUUUUGUUGGGUUUUUGAAAAGGCAUAUGUUUAUUUUAUUUGUUUGUUUGUUUGUUUAUAGUUUGUUAUGAUUGGACACUCUGUUUUUAUUGACUGAUCCCAGCUUUUUCAAGAGUUCAGUCCAGAAAUCUGAACCUGUUCACUGGUCACUUCAUGACCUGACCAGGAUUUAUCAUUGCUUUGUUGUUUCUGCAUGAAUUACAUGUGGCUGGCUUCAGAAGGAUGAUGCACCAGCACCCUGCAUUAAUGUAA